Meloidogyne enterolobii is the source of this 3273-nucleotide messenger RNA. The record is from the annotation of a GenBank genome assembly. NCBI's taxonomy places the organism in Eukaryota, Metazoa, Nematoda, Chromadorea, Rhabditida, Meloidogynidae.
AUGAAACAAUUAGACAGAAGACAGAUUGACAGCAAGACAAUUGGACAGAAUAAAUGGGCAGUGACAUUUGGAAAUAGGACAAUUGGACAUCGAAAUCGUGGAAAGCCCCAUUACACAUUUUAUGACGGCCCUCCUUUUGCUACUGGACUUCCACACUAUGGGCAUAUUUUGGCAGGCACAAUAAAAGACAUUGUUACUCGUUGGGCACAUCAAAGUGGUUUUUAUGUUGAAAGACGUUUUGGAUGGGAUACGCAUGGAUUACCUGUAGAGUACGAAGUAGACAAAAUUUUGGGCGUCAAAGGGCCUAGUGAUGUUUUGGAUAUGGGAAUUGGUGUUUACAAUGCAAAAUGUAGAGGCAUUGUAAUGAGAUAUGCUGAAGAAUGGCAACAUAUGGUUGAGAGGACUGGACGUUGGAUAGAUUUUGAUAAUGACUACAAAACUCUUUACCCUUGGUUUAUGGAAUCUGUUUGGUGGGUCUUUUCUCAACUCUUCAAAAAGAAUUUUGUUUAUCGUGGAGUGAAGGUUAUGCCAUUUUCUACUGGCUGUUCAACUCCUCUUUUCAAUUUUGAGGCUGGCCAAAAUUAUCAGGAUGUUGUUGAUCCGUCAGGUUUUUUUGAAGAUUUCUUAAGGUCAUCUUACUCGAAUCCUUUUUUAGUUUUUGUUGCUUUCCCCCUUGUUGAAAAUUCGGAUCGCUCCUUUGUUGCUUGGACUACAACUCCUUGGACUUUACCCAGCAAUUUAGCUUUAUGUGUAAAUCCAAAUCUUGUUUAUGCUGUUAUUUUGGAUGUUAAAACUCAAAAAGAAUACAUUAUGCUAAAAGAACGUCUUUCUGAAUUGUACAAAUCGGCAAAUUUAUAUAAAAUAAUUGAGACAAUCAAGGGAAGUGAACUUGCUGGAAAAGAGUAUAUUCCACCUUUUCCCUAUUUUUUGAAUUUAAAAGAAGCUGGAAGAAAAGUAUUUGUUGUUGUAACAAAUACUUAUGUGAAAACUGAUCAGGGAACGGGAAUUGUUCAUCAGGCGCCGUAUUUUGGAGAGGAAGACCACAAAACAUGUUUAGAACACGGAGUCAUUACAAAAGAUGCAGAGAUGACCUGCCCUGUUAAUGAAAAGGGAAUUUUUACAGAUGAAGUUGUUGACUUUAAAGGAUUAUAUGUAAAAGAUGCUGACAAACAAAUAAUUAAAAUGUUGAAAGAAAAGGGUUUAUUAUUAAAACAGGAGCAAUACAAGCAUAGUUAUCCAUUUUGUUAUAGAUCACAUACUCCUUUAAUUUACAAGGCUGUCCCGUCUUGGUUUAUUAGAGUGGAAUCACUUGUUGAACAAUUAUUGUUGAAUAAUGAGAAGACUAGAUGGGUCCCUUCCUUCGUUCGAGACAAACGUUUUGCAAAUUGGUUGCGUGAUGCAAGAGACUGGGCUGUCAGUAGAAAUCGUUUCUGGGGGACACCAAUCAAUUUGUGGGUUAGUGAAGAUCAUACAGAAAUUGUUUGUCCUGGUUCAAUUGCAGAACUUGAAGAGCUUACUGGUACUAAAAUAACGGAUUUACAUCGAGAAAAUAUUGAUGAUUUAACAAUUCCUUCAAAAAUAAAAGGGAAUGGACCUUUGAAACGUGUUUGUGAAGUUUUUGAUUGUUGGUUUGAAUCAGGCUCUAUGCCUUAUGCCCAGCAACAUUAUCCGUUUGAAAAUUCUGAAGUUUUUGAAAAUAAUUUUCCUGCUGAUUUUAUCGCUGAAGGUAUUGACCAAACUCGUGGUUGGUUUUAUACUUUAUUGGUCAUUUCAACAGCUCUUUUCAAUCGUCCUCCAUUCAAAAAUUUAAUUUGUAACGGUUUAGUGUUAGCUUCAGAUGGAAAUAAAAUGUCUAAAAGUAAAAAGAAUUAUCCUGAUCCAAUGGAAAUUGUUGAGAAAUAUGGGGCAGAUGCUCUUCGACUUUAUUUAAUUAAUUCGCCUGUUGUUAGAGGUGAAAAUUUGCGUUUUCAAGAAGAAGGUGUAGCAGAGGUAGUUAAACAAGUUCUUGGUCCGUGGUUAAAUGCUUACAAAUUUGUUAGUUUGGCAAUUAAUAAAUAUGAAGCGGAAUCAGGCAAUCAAUUUGUUUUAUACAAAAAAGGCUUUACCAAUUUAAUGGAUCAAUGGAUAUUGUCUUUUACCAAUAGCCUUGUAGCUUUUGUCAGUAAAGAAAUGAAAGAAUAUCGUUUAUACACAGUUGUUUCUCCUCUUGUAAAUUAUUUUGAUACACUUACAAACACUUAUAUACGUCUAAAUCGAAGCCGAAUCAAAGGAACGACUAAAGAAAAUUCUAAAGAAGAUCAAUUGUUUGCAAUGUCAACUGUUGUUCAUGUUAUUUUACAAAUUACUCGGUUGAUGGCGCCUUUUACUCCUUUUUUCUCGGAAUAUAUGUGGCAGAAAUUGAGAAAAUUGACUGACUCAGAAAAUGAAGAUUCUGUCCAUUUUACUCAACUACCCAUCCCUGAAGACCAAUUUAUUGAUGAAAAUUUGGAAAGGCAAGUGGCUGCAAUGAGAAGUAUAAUUGAAAUUAUAAGAACGUUGAGAGAUAGAAAAGCUAUUGCUGUUAAGUAUCCAUUGAAAGAAGUUAUUGUUGUGAACAGGGAUUCUCAAUUUCUCGAAGACGUAAAACUUCUGGAGAAUUAUAUACUUUCCGAAAUGAAUGUAAUUAAAUUAACUACUUCAAGUAAUCGUCAAGAAUAUGGUGUUAAUUUAAAAGCGGAGCCUAACUUUAGAUUACUUGGUGCUCGGUUAAAAGGAGAUCAGAAAGCUGUGACAGAUUAUUUGAAGAAUAAAAUAUCGGAGGACGAAUUGGAAACAUUUUUGGACGAUGGAAAAAUUGUUGUUUUGGGGCAUGAAUUGUCUUGUGAUGAAUUGACCGUCUCAUUUACUACAAAUAAGGAGAAGGAUAAUGAGGAUGAUAAUCAAUGGGAAACGGCAACUAAAGGAAAGUGUGUUGUUAUGAUAAAUACAAGUGAAGAUGAAAAUAUUUUGGCUAUGGGACUUUCUAGAGAAGUGGCAAAUAGAAUACAAAAGUUGCGGAAAAAGGGAAAAUUAUUAGAAACAGACAAAGCACUAGUUUAUUGUUUUGUAACACCCAAAGAUUCUUUACUGGCAAAAUCGCUCAAUGACAAUUAUAAAAAUAUUGAGCAAAGUACUGGAACGCCGUUAAAGUUAGAAGAGUGUAAUUUUCAAAAUAAGGAUGGAUUUAUUGCUGAAAGUUGUGAUCAAAUUAAGGGAGCACAAUUGGAGUUAAAAUUGUUGAGACUUUCGAAUUGA